Molecule: messenger RNA, 762 nt
Organism: Engraulis encrasicolus (European anchovy)
Lineage: Eukaryota; Metazoa; Chordata; Actinopteri; Clupeiformes; Engraulidae
Gene: lsm7
Product: LSM7 homolog, U6 small nuclear RNA and mRNA degradation associated
Exons: 4
Coding region: 74-385 (103 amino acids)
Biological process (GO): mRNA splicing, via spliceosome; nuclear-transcribed mRNA catabolic process
Cellular component (GO): spliceosomal tri-snRNP complex; U2-type prespliceosome; U12-type spliceosomal complex
Molecular function (GO): RNA binding
Source: RefSeq, a predicted model, not a curated record
GUGUUAUUACAUUCGAAUGGCUCGAUGGGGUCAAAGUUGAAUUCGCAAAAGGGGCGGUGUUAACAUUUUGAACAUGGCGGACAAAGAGAAAAAGAAGAAGGAAAGCAUAUUCGACCUGUCGAAAUACAUCGACAAGCCUAUCCGAGUGAAAUUCCAAGGAGGACGAGAAGCCAGUGGUGUUCUGAAAGGCUUUGAUCCUCUGCUGAAUCUCGUAUUGGAUGGCACGAUUGAAUACAUGCGCGACCCUGACGACCAGUACAAAUUAACAGAAGACACCCGGCAGUUGGGCCUGGUGGUGUGUCGAGGGACGUCCGUCGUACUCAUCUGUCCUCAGGAUGGCAUGGAGGCCAUUCCAAACCCUUUCAUUCAGCAACAGGAUGGCUAGUCCAGUGCAGUCUAGUCCAUCUCAUAGCACCCCAAUGUACAUUAUUUGUUUUGAUAGUGGACUUAGUACUUUGCGUUUUUGUUUGACAGACCUGUUGAGUUGUUAUCGAUCAUGCUAGUGCCCAAGACUCGGCUCAGCUAUUAUUUUGUACCCAGUUGUGAAGGUCUUAGACCUGAUGUUUCUGUAGGUGUUUGGCGAGUCAUGCAAUUUGAAUAUUUCAGUUCAGUCCUCUGUUUUUAUGAUUCGAUGAAUCAGUUUAAACAUUGCCCUUUUGUGACAUCUUUUUCUGUCAGUCCCUUUUUUGAUGGAGACAUUUUUGAAGUGUCCAUGUUGCUUUGAACUGAUAUUCCUUUACAAUUAAAUCGAUAUUUCAUAAA